Suillus subaureus is the source of this 153-nucleotide messenger RNA. RefSeq lists its product as uncharacterized. The record is from RefSeq and is a predicted model, not a curated record. The annotation marks the transcript as partial. NCBI's taxonomy places the organism in Eukaryota, Fungi, Basidiomycota, Agaricomycetes, Boletales, Suillaceae. The transcript has a single exon.
GAUUACCUCGCCAUGCUCACCCAUCCAAACACACCUCCGCACCGCCUAGACCUCGAAGUGAACGCAACAUGCGCAGUGCAACGAAAUAUGUCAAUAGAGAAGGGGUUAGUACGAAAUGCGCGCGUGCGCAUCCCUGCUCUCCAUCAACGGUAA